AUGACCCCGGAUCAAGAAAUUUCAACGAUGGCAGAGAACUCAUUACUCGGUGCAGCUGACGGCAAUGACCGCAAUGACCACGAGCGCGUCGUCGAAAAACUUGAUAACACCAGUUCUUCAGUACCCGCGGGUGCCGCUCAAGCUGUACUGGUGCAUUCAACGCCUAUGCCGGAAGAUUCG
Molecule: messenger RNA, 180 nt
Organism: Acaulospora morrowiae
Lineage: Eukaryota; Fungi; Glomeromycota; Glomeromycetes; Diversisporales; Acaulosporaceae
Source: the annotation of a GenBank genome assembly